AUGGUGACCCCACCUGCUCGUAAGGUCGUAUUAGGCCUCUACUCCUCCACCUUGCGGACAGCAAAAUCAUUCAGUUCAUAUAACUUUCGCAACUACUUUGUUCGGAGGACAAAGGAUACAUUCCGUGGGAUGCAAGCAGAACAAGAUCCCAUCAAGUUUUCACAAGCAUACAACGAGGCUGUGAAGGAGCUUUCAGUAUUAAGACGGUGUGCAGUCAUGAAUCAGUUAUAUGGCGGCGAGCGGCUGGCAGUUGAAGAACAAAAGUGA
Molecule: messenger RNA, 267 nt
Organism: Suillus clintonianus
Lineage: Eukaryota; Fungi; Basidiomycota; Agaricomycetes; Boletales; Suillaceae
Exons: 2
Coding region: 1-267 (88 amino acids)
Biological process (GO): iron-sulfur cluster assembly
Cellular component (GO): L-cysteine desulfurase complex; mitochondrion
Source: RefSeq, a predicted model, not a curated record